Molecule: messenger RNA, 3427 nt
Organism: Entelurus aequoreus (snake pipefish)
Lineage: Eukaryota; Metazoa; Chordata; Actinopteri; Syngnathiformes; Syngnathidae
Gene: trappc5
Product: trafficking protein particle complex subunit 5
Exons: 3
Coding region: 130-696 (188 amino acids)
Biological process (GO): endoplasmic reticulum to Golgi vesicle-mediated transport
Cellular component (GO): TRAPPI protein complex; TRAPPII protein complex; TRAPPIII protein complex
Source: RefSeq, a predicted model, not a curated record
UUGGUAUUCGUUUUGAAGGCGCUGUCUCAUGACAAUACAGUAGAUGGCGGUAUUGAGUAAUCAACACACAGCAAAACAACAGCAAGACGGCAACGAAGAAGUAGACCGACAGCUCCUCCAGCUAAUAUAAUGGACACACGGUUCACCCGAGGGAAAUCCACCAUCUUGGAGCGCCCCUUGACCAGACCCAAGACGGAAGUCAGCGUGAGCGCGUUUGCGUUGCUGUUCUCCGAGAUGGUGCAGUACUGCCAGAGCCGAGUGUACUCGGUUACUGAGCUGCAGACGCGCCUGGCCGACAUGGGCCAAAGCGUGGGGGCCGGCAUGCUGGACGUGCUGGUGAUGAGGGAGAAGAACGGCAAACGGGAGACCAAAGUGCUCAACAUGCUGCUCUUUAUCAAGGUGAACGUAUGGAAGUCUUUGUUUGGGAAAGAGGCGGACAAGCUGGAGCAGGCCAACGACGACGACAAGACGUACUACAUCAUCGAGAAGGAGCCGCUCAUCAACGCCUACAUCUCCGUGCCCAAGGAGAACAGCAGCUUGAACUGCGCCGCCUUUACCGCGGGCAUCGUGGAGGCCAUCCUCACGCACAGCGGCUUCCCCGCCAAGGUGACCGCCCACUGGCACAAAGGCACCACACUCAUGAUCAAGUUUAACGAGUCGGUCAUAGCCCGGGACAAGGCUUUGGACGGCAGAUAAACACGAGGGGACUUGGUCCUUUUUGCAGGUCCCGCACCAAAAACAGGUCGGACUUUAUUGGAGUAAGACUGUGAUAUUCUGGAUGGAUGAAAACAGGUCGGACUUUAUUGGAGUAAGACUGUGAUAUUCUGGAUGGAUGAAAACAGGUCGGACUUUUUUGGAGUAAGACUGUGAUAUUCUGGAUGGAUGAAAACAUCUCUUUCAUUCUGUUUUCCACUCUUGACUAGAUCGUGUGUUGAUGUCACGCCUGAAUUUUGCACAGGGAAAAAAACACCAUUCCUAUUACAGAUGGUUUUUGUUUCAAAAUGAUAUUCCUGUUUUAGCUUUAUUCAUCCAUCACUCCAUUCCAUUCAUCAGGUAGAAGUGGUAGUUAUUGAUUUAUCCAUCAUUAUCUACACCAGGGGUGUCCAAACUUUUCCACUGAGGGCCACACACUGAGACAUCAAAGCAUGCGGGGGCCAUUGUCAUAUUUUUUAUUUUUCAAAGCCAAUACAAUAUAUAGAUUGUUUGUAUUUUUUUUACCCUUUUAAGUUUGGUCCUGGGGACUGGGUAGGGUCUCAGUCAAGUCAUUUAUCAUUAUUAUUAUUAAUUUUAAUUCAACACUUAAAUCUGGAGAUCAACUUCAGAUGUACCUGUCGAUAUAACGUUUUUUAUUUUUUAUGCUUUUUGCCACUUUUGCCAAAACCCUGUUUUUUAAAGCAAAACGAGUAAAUAUGCAAUAACCCCCCCCCCCCCCCAUAAAAAAUGUCCAAAGUGGAAUAUUUGAUAUGAAGUAAUUGUAGCCUCAAAAUAGGUCAAUAAUUCAUAACAUUGAUUUUUAUUCAUUAUUCAAUUUUUUUUUUAGCACAUUUGUAAUGUCAGUUUUAAAAAAAUAUUGUGGAUCCAAAAGGGCCCCUCUCAUAAGUGUUAAAAGUAAGACAUAUAUGUUUUUGUUAUGACUUUCAAAGCUUAAAUCUCUAGAUCAAUUUCAGCCCUAUCCACUAAUUAUAGGUUUUAAUUAUUUGUUUUAUUUGUUUUAUGCUCUUUUUGUCCAAAAAAACCUUUGUGUUUUGUAUGGCAACACAUAAAAUAUGCACUAUUUCUCUUCCCCCCCCCCCCCCCCCCAAAUUAAAAGUGGAAUAUUUGAUGGGAAGCACUUGGAGCCUUUAAAAAUAGACCAAUAAUUCAUAAUUAUUAUUUUAAUUCAUUAUUAUUUUUUGAGCACAUUUAAAAAAAAUAAAUCUUGAGGAUUCAUAAAAGUGUUAAAAAAGAAUUGUUUGUUUGGCCUUUUAACGCUUAAGACUCCAGAUCAAUUUCAGUUCUAUCCAUCAAUUAUAUGUUUAUAUUAUUUAUUAAAUUUGUUAAUUGCCAUUUUUUUUCAAAGAAAACUUGUUUUUUUAUAUGGCAAACACACAAAAGAUGAAAUAUUUCCCCCCAAAAAAUGUCCAAGUGGAAUAUUUGAUGAGAAGCAAUUGGAGCAUCAAAAUAGAUAAAUAAUUCAUAACAACAUUGAUUUGAAUUCAUUUUUAUUUUUGAAAGCACAUUUACAUCGUCCGUUUUAAAUAAAAAUCCCACUAAAAUUCUGCAAAUGUUCCCCACUCAUAAGUGUUAAAAAUAAGUUUUGACUUUCAAUUUGUUUAAUGCCAUUUUGGUCAAAGAAAACUUGUUUUUUUAUGUGGCAAACACACAAAAUAUGCAAUAUUUUCCCCCAAAAAUAUUUCAAAGUGGAACUUUUGAUACAAAGUAAUUGGAGCCUUGAAUACGUCAAUAAUUCAUAACAUUUGUUUGGAUUCCUUAAUAUUUUUUGAGCAAGGACAGCUUCAAAGAAAAAAAAUAGUAUUUGUAAAAUGUGUUGACCGUCAAAAAUUAGCCGCGGGUUGCAAACGGCCCCCGGGCCACACCUUGGAUACCCCUGAUCUCCACAGUCUGAAGCCACGACUCAUGUUGGAAAAUGCCAUUUAUGAUUUACUCACUUUUUGCAAAUUAAAAUGAUGAAAAAUAUUAUCAAAUCUUGUAAAGACUCCAUCCUGUUAGUGGAGACCCAUCGCCCUGGUCAUGGAAAUGCUGAGUAUGUGUCGGUUCCUUUGUCAUACUUCUUAUGUGUCAUUUUAUUUAUUUGAAAUAAAAACAAACAACGUUGUACAAAGCAAUUAUUAUUAAUAACAACAAUUUCAAAUCAGUACCUUGCGAUUUAAUCAUGAACAGUUCAGGGUGCCCAAAGUGCACCUGGGAUUGGCUCAUCUGUGACCCUAAUGAGGGUGGGUGGAACUCUAAAACAAUAACGAUAGUCACAUGGUAUUUUGCAUGUAAAAGGCACUGAGAAUGGCAUUAAAAUGUAUUUACGUAUUUGUGUGUUUUUCUAUUAUACUGUCACUCUAAAUCGAACCAAUUAAUAAAUAUUAAUACAUACACAUUUUGUUGUUAAGAAUGACAGUGUAGAACAGGGGUAUCAAGCUCAUUUUAGCUCAGGGGCCGCAUGGAGGAAUAUCUAUUCCCAAGUGGGCCAGAAUGGUAAAAUCAUGGCAUUAUAACUGACAAAUAAAGACAACUCCAGGUUGUUUUCUUUGUUUUGCUUUGGCCCAAAACAGAACAUGCACAUUCUGAAAACGUACAAAUCACAAAUAAUCCUCUGGACAAAACACUUCAAGUUUGUUGAAAAUUCGGAGGAAAUUGGUGCGGCUUCAAAGACACAAUGAGCUUAGACUUGGUCUCAGUGUAUCUACAAAGCCAGGAUUAAACUUUUAAGUUUUUU